GAUACGUGGGCCCAGCAAGAUCCGGGCCCCCCACCUGGAGUACAUCCCGGGCCCACCUCGAAGCACCCAGGCAGCUUCGUGCUCGUGCUCGUGCCGUACCCGACGCAUCGGCGUCUCCUCGCGCAUUUCUUCUCCCCCCACCCCCCUUCCUCGCCGAGCGCAUUUCUCCGUGAGCGGAAGAUCCGAUCACCACUUCGGCGCCGCGCGUCCGAACCCCAACCCAACCGCGCUGUCUAUCCUCCUCCUCCCUUUCCGCACUUGGUCCGGCGAUCCUGAUCGAAUUGGAACCGCCUUCACCCCCACCCAGUGCAGUGCUCGCGUGCUCCGCUCUGCGCCGGCAGCCCGCCCGGACCGGACCAGGCCGUCUCUGCAUUUGCGCGGAUCCGCCGGCGCGGUCCCUGAUUCGGGCCGCGCUCUCGCAGAUGAUGGUGGCGGAGAAGCCCGCGCUGGGGUUCCAGGCGCACGGGGACGGGGACGACGAGCUGGAGCUGGAGCUAGCGUCGCCGGCGCCGCCGCCCCGGAAGAUGCACUCGCUGGAAUUCGAGCACAUCGGCUCGCUCGCCGCCGUGGCCGAGUCGCUCGCGCCCGGGAGCAGGUGGCAGAGGGCGCUCACCAGCGUGCGCGUCGUCAUCUUCCAGGCCAAGAUCAACGUGCUCCUCCCCUUCGGCCCGCUCGCCAUCAUGCUCCACUACCUCUCCGGAACGCACCAAGGAUGGGUUUUUCUUUUCAGCUUAAUCGGCAUUACCCCGUUGGCCGAGAGAUUGGGAUACGCAACUGAGCAACUUGCUUGCUACACUGGCCCAACAGUUGGGGGGCUACUGAAUGCUACAUUUGGAAAUGCAACGGAAAUGAUUAUAUCAAUAUACGCACUGAAAAAUGGGAUGAUUCGGGUCGUCCAGCAGUCACUACUAGGCUCAAUAUUGUCAAAUAUGCUGCUGGUUCUUGGGUGUGCUUUCUUUGCUGGUGGUCUUGUCCAUUCUGACAGGGACCAGGUCUUCAACAAGGCAUCAGCUGUUGUAAACUCAGGACUACUGUUGAUGGCUGUCUUAGGCCUUAUGUUCCCAGCAGUGCUUCAUUUCACACAUUCAGAAGCGCAGUAUGGAAAAUCUGAAGUAGCUCUUUCAAGGUUUAGCAGCUGCAUCAUGCUUGUGGCCUAUGCUAGCUAUCUAUUUUUUCAACUAAAGAGCCACCGCAGUAUGUACAGCCCAAUUGGUGAUGAAGAAGCCGCCGCUGAGGAGGAGGAUGAAAAGGAGAUUACACAAGGGGAAGCCAUCUGCUGGCUUUUCAUAUUGACUAUUUGGAUUUCAGUACUCUCAGGGUACCUGGUUGAUGCCAUUCAGGGUGCGUCUGAUUCAUUAAACUUGCCAGUGGCCUUUAUUAGUGUUAUUCUGCUUCCUAUUGUGGGGAAUGCUGCUGAACAUGCAAGCGCCAUCAUGUUUGCCAUGAAAAACAAAUUGGACAUUACAUUGGGAGUUGCGAUAGGGUCAUCAACACAGAUCUCCAUGUUUGUGAUUCCAUUCUGCGUGGUAAUUGGCUGGAUGAUGGGACAAGAAAUGGACUUGAAUUUUCAACUGUUCGAGACAGCGACUCUCUUUAUAACUGUACUAGUGGUGGCAUUCAUGCUACAGGAAGGCACAUCAAACUAUUUUAAAGGUCUUAUGCUCAUCUUAUGCUACCUCAUAGUUGCUGCAAGCUUUUUUGUCCAUGUCGACCCUGAUGCAACAGGUGAUAACUAAGUGACAAAUCUGCUUACAGCAUACCUGUGAACUGAAUGGAGAGGCUACGACCUAACUGCAGAGUUAGCCAAUAGCAUUGCCCUGCGUAGAUAAGGACCUGCAAGAGUCCUGAAUUUGGAAGCAACUUGUGGGCAGAAUCUCGGACCGAGGGUUUAACUUGGGGCUCAAGAUUACAAGGAGCUGAUGCAGCUUUUUUAGGAUAGCAACAGCAUCGCCCGUUGAGGAACUGUAACUUUAUGUGACGGAAUCACAAAAAUUUACCAUUGUAUUUGUUCAAGCUACACGUGCCACAGUUUUUUAUGUUGUGAUUGGUAGGUACGGGGAAGUUAGACCUCUAGUGCUAUUGGGAAGAAAAUUACCAUUACAUUUAUUUAAUAUAUUUUCCUUUUUUUCCUUGUAAAAACUUGCAAAUCUAGGCAUAUGUCACCUGUUGGGUUGCC
Molecule: messenger RNA, 2176 nt
Organism: Zea mays
Lineage: Eukaryota; Viridiplantae; Streptophyta; Magnoliopsida; Poales; Poaceae
Exons: 11
Coding region: 423-1736 (437 amino acids)
Biological process (GO): calcium ion transmembrane transport; intracellular calcium ion homeostasis
Cellular component (GO): plant-type vacuole membrane
Molecular function (GO): calcium:proton antiporter activity
Source: RefSeq, a predicted model, not a curated record